This is a messenger RNA of Macroventuria anomochaeta, 797 nucleotides long. RefSeq lists its product as uncharacterized. Lineage: Eukaryota; Fungi; Ascomycota; Dothideomycetes; Pleosporales; Didymellaceae. Bases 218 to 676 code for a protein of 152 amino acids. The record is from RefSeq and is a predicted model, not a curated record. The transcript has a single exon.
AAGGGUUGUUGAGUCGAGUCAACGUGACAGAGGGCGGCUGAGGACUUUGACAUUGACAGUCAUGGCCGGUGUCCGCAUGCAGCAGCGGCUGGCAGGCUGAAUAACCUCCAGACUGCAGCGUAGAAUUUCUGGGCGCACGGAGCCAAAGCUGUCAAUGGCGUAGGCGUGCAGGGGCGGCGCUCAGGGCUCAGUUGCGCGCACGAGCCAACUAUGUCAUAUGGCUGAUCAACUGUCAUGCUCCACGCCGUUGAAAUGCAGGCUAUGCAAGCCGCGUAGGGGCGCACACCUGCCGGCGCGGCUUCACGAUUUCUUGUCAGCCAGCGUUCUGUAUUCCUUUCCUAGCACACUACACCAUUCUGAACUCACCGAGAACCUGUUCUGCGGCUGUCUGGGCGCAGCAUCUCCCGGUCCCACCUGGUACCACCCGCGCUCGCGACAUCACCGUGCCCCGCCGCCUCAUUUGGCCCAUCUGGCAGCUCCUUGGCCCCUCUGGCAGCUCCUGAGCCCAUCCGCGCGCCGUGGCCCAGCGCUCCCCCCAGGCUGUCCCUGCUUGCGGCUGCAAACAUCACGCCCGCUCCGGUCGUCUCGACACGGAGCCCCUGCCCGCCGUCCAAGAGUGCCCCUCCGCUGCCCUCGAGCAAGGCAGUUGGGCCGCCAGUCACCACAAGCCGCCUAGCGAGUCUACCGUGAGCCCUGCUGUGCUCCCCCCGGCCGCCGCCCAUAUAGCGGCAGCAUGUACGUCGCCGUCCGGCACUGCGAGGUGUCUGGCUUUGUUCCUGAUUUCGUCUCGUCUGUGG